Molecule: messenger RNA, 3776 nt
Organism: Labeo rohita (rohu)
Lineage: Eukaryota; Metazoa; Chordata; Actinopteri; Cypriniformes; Cyprinidae
Gene: rbm15b
Product: RNA binding motif protein 15B
Exons: 1
Coding region: 221-2662 (813 amino acids)
Biological process (GO): regulation of alternative mRNA splicing, via spliceosome
Cellular component (GO): nucleus
Molecular function (GO): mRNA binding
Source: RefSeq, a predicted model, not a curated record
GCGCACAUUCCUUUUGUCCAAGAUGGCGGAAUAGAUGCAGCUGAGGGGACGCUAAUGUUUGUCGUUUUAUUUUUAUCCGUGAAAUACAACAUCCAGGCGAGCGUUUUCACGUGCAAACGUUAGCUAAGAUCCUCCUCACGGAUGUGCAAAAUCUCUUGGAGCCGUGAGAUUUCACCUCGGAGCUGAUUUUAUAUUUUCGCGGCGGGAGCAUCACUGUAAAAUGAAGCGGCAGGCCGAGCGCGACGCGAGUCCGUCCAGAACGCUCGCCAAACGCGUCCGCGAACGGGACCGAGAGCGCGAACCGAACCCGCCGCUUGCUCUGCUGCUUGCCGAGAGCCGAAACUAUCACAAACGAAGCCGCAGCCGAGAGCGGGAAAAACCGCGCGUCCGUGAGGAGAGAGAGAGUCUGCAUCACCGCCCGCAUCAUGAACUGGGUCUGCUGGGUCGAGCCCCUCUCCGAACUACAUCAGUCCUGCCUAAAGGUAAGACCCCAUCUGCAGACACGGUGGGUGCACGACUAGAAUACAAGACACUACUUAUCAGCAACCUUGGAUCGCAGCUUUCUGAUGAACAUGUAGAGGACGGACUGUUUCAUGAGUUUAAAAAGUUUGGGGAUGUGAGCGUCAAGCUGUCUCAUACGCCAGAACUUGGACGUAUUGCCUACGUAAACUUCAGACACACGGAAAACGCGCGGGAAGCGCGUCAUGCCAAAACCAGGUUGGUGCUAUAUGACCGUCCACUUAAAGUUGAACCCAUGUAUAUGCGGCGUCGCAGUGUCACGCCUCCAGAUGUGAGUUAUGUGUCUCUGCAUAGUGCUGCUUACACUUACAGACAGCGGUCACUUUCACCGGGUGCUGGAAGUAGCGCCCUUCGAGAUAUAAGACCUAGGCAUUAUGUUGAAGGCAUGGGACUCAGCAGGGAACGUGUUUUGGACUAUUACAGCGCUUUGGAGGAGAGAAGCCGUGCGUAUGCGUAUCAGGUUCCUGAGGAAGACUUAAAACCAGAGGACGAUCAGAGAGCCACGAGGAAUUUGUUCAUCGGCAACUUGGAUCAUAAUAUUUCUGAGGUGGAACUACGACAAGGAUUUGACAAAUAUGGAAUUAUUGAGGAAGUCGUUAUCAAGCGGCCUGCUCGUGGACAAGGGGGUGCUUAUGCUUUUCUUAAAUUUCAAAACUUGGAUAUGGCUCACCGAGCCAAAGUGGCCAUGCAAGGACGUAUGAUUAACGGCAACCCGAUUAAGAUCGGAUACGGGAAGGCGAAUCCAACGACUCGACUCUGGGUGGGCGGGCUUGGCCCGAAUACCUCACUGGCUGCUUUAGCCCGCGAGUUUGAUCGCUUUGGGAGUAUUCGCACCAUAGACUAUGUGAAGGGAGAUAAUUUUGCUUACAUUCAUUACGAGAGCCUGGACGCAGCUCAGGCUGCUUGCGCGCAAAUGCGCGGCUUCCCUCUGGGUGGUCCGAAUCGCCGUCUUCGUGUGGAUUUUGCUAAAGCUGAGGAGACGAGGGCGUACCCUCAACAAUACCAGCCGCCUUUGCUCCCACCUCCACAUUACGAUGUUCUAGCUGACGGAUAUGGACGCCAUCACAGCCUGGAGCGAGAACUGAGAGCGAGAGCUCGCUCACCCUCACACCCCUUGUUCACAGAGCGAGACCGAGAGCGACUUUCGGACCGGGACUGGAGUCCACCGAAAGGCCUAGAGCGGCGAGCAAACCCAGAGGCGUUUGGCCGGGUCAGGCAGCGGAGCCGUAGUCGUAGCCGAAGCAGAGAGCGUUGGCUAAAAGACAGAGAACUAGACCGCGGGAAAAACUGGGAGGAACGGCGCAAGCGGAGAAGCCUCAGUCCCACUGAGCGUCCUGCUGAGGAACGUGGAAGGUCAAAACUCAGAGGCGGGGCGCCGUCUACUCCUGAAGACAGCCCGGAUAGGGGGCGCGGGCGUCUCCCGGACUCCACUUCAGAACCUCUCGAUCACACGCCCGACAUCAGCAGACACUCCAGCGAUGAACGUCCUGCGCAGGAAGAACCUUCGCACCCGAGAAAGGACGAGCGCGAUCGCAAUCACCGCAAAAGCGAGAGCGAUCCUGACUCGCAGACGGACAAGUCCAAAACAGACUCUAAAAAGCCUACCACGCUUUCUGAAUACGCCCAGACGUUGAGUCGUGUGUGGCACGGUUCUCUCGUUCUUAAAAACAGCAGCUUCCCCACGAACAUGCACAUGCUCGAAGGAGGCGUGAAUUUUCUCAACGCCCUCAUGAGAGACAACCAAGCAGGGGGUUCAAAGAUCACGCAGCUUAAAAUUGCUCAGAGGCUGAGGUUGGAUCAGCCUAAAUUGGACGAAGUGACUCGACGCAUCAAGCUAGGCAGCCCGGACGGCUAUGCCGUCCUCCUUGCCGUCCAGGGACCCAUGGACCGCGACGCCCCUCCUCCAGAACCGGGUCUUCAACAGCGUCUUCUCCGCAAUCUGGUGACGUACCUCAGGAACAAGCAGGCAGCAGGAGUCAUCGGCUUGCCCCUCGGUGGCCCCAAAGAACGAGAGAUGGGGGGAAUGUUGUACGCCUUUCCUCCGUGUGACUUCUCACAGCAGUAUCUCCAAACUGCUCUGAAAACUCUUGGGAAACUUGAGGAGGAGCACCUGGUCAUCGUAGUCGUUAGAGACUCACCUUAACACUUCAGUUCCAACUCUAAAACGUUCCACAGAUUUUAUGCCUUUUAUGAUUUUAGGAUGGAUGUACCUUUUUACUUUAAUACUCCCACACUUGAUCAACGUUUCCUUAAAACGUUUUGGGAAUUGAAUAGCAUCCCCAGAGAAGUUGUUUUAUAAACUUACAAAUGAGUUUUCUCUCAGCAGUGUUCAAAAUGUUCCAUUUGGUUCUAUUUAAAAAUGUUUUUUUAUUACUGCAUGCACAAGAAAUUUGACUGACGUCCUGUUCCGGUGGUUCACUCUACUGGACCUUAUUUUUAAAACUCAAACUUGUGUGAAUUGUCUCAUUCAAUAUUCUCAUUUCAUCAAGGUCUGUCCGAAAUUUAAGUAUAAUAAUUUGUAAUUGGCUUUUAACUCCAUAACGCAUUCGGUAACAGUUCUUCCCUCCUGUAUUACAUCCGCUGUCCGUUUCACAACCCCUAGGUUUGUUUUCAGAAAUAAAACAGUACUUGACAAGGCAGUAUGUUCAGUUCAGGUGAGGCGUUUGUGUCAUAACCGACAGCAUCUACCUCUAACCAUGUAACACAUCAGGUAUGCUUGACAAAAUGAAGUUAGUCGUUGAGCCCACUGCAUUUUUAUUAUUAUAUGUUGUUACAAAUAUACACCUGCAGCACUAACAGGUCAAGUGACCAUACUUGUAACUUACUGAGCGAGUACUGUACCGAUCCAAACACACUAAUGUUGGUAAACGUUACGAACACUACGGUUGUACACAGGAAUGUCUUUCAAAGCCUUAGCUGUUUUUCGAACUGCCCUCCACUGAAUGACUAUCUGCCAAGUCAUUUUAUCCCAUUGAGCCAAUUGAUUUUAAACAAGUGCUAUUCUAAAAUGCCCAGCGAUUUAAACUCACAAUGUAUGGACCUUGAAACAAGUGUUAUUUUCAGAUUUUAGUGGGGUUUGAAAGUCCACCCGCCAACACUACAAGCCUUUGCACUGAACGGUAAUUUUCCAUUGUUUAAUCAUGUUUUCUUUUAUCACUCCUUUUUUGUAAUACUUUUUUCUAGAAGUCUUCUGUCUGUAUGCUAAACAUGUAUGGCGCAUAAAAAAGAAGUAAACAUUUCAUGUUCUUGUUUUUAAA